Molecule: messenger RNA, 1755 nt
Organism: Penicillium cosmopolitanum
Lineage: Eukaryota; Fungi; Ascomycota; Eurotiomycetes; Eurotiales; Aspergillaceae
Exons: 4
Coding region: 1-1755 (584 amino acids)
Molecular function (GO): NADH dehydrogenase activity
Source: RefSeq, a predicted model, not a curated record
AUGGCGGGCACUUCGCUAGCGAUGCGUUCAAUGGCCUCCCGGCAGCUGUUCUCGCUGUCGCGCCGCUCCAUCGCGACUUCGCAGGCCCUCCGCGCAGAGCCGCUCCGCCCAAACUUCCAGUCCAUCUCGCGUAUGGCUCGCCGCGGUUACGCUGAUGCCGCUCCUUCGCCUUCCCCUUCGCCUGCUGCUCCCUCCCCCUCCCCUGCUCCCAAGCCCAAGAAGCGCUUCCGUUUCCUGCGCUGGGCAUGGCGUCUGACCUGGCUGUCCGGCCUCGGUCUUACCGGUGCCAUGGUCUACAGCAUCUACUCCCUUCGUCACCCCGAGGAGCAGUUCGAGCCCUCUCCCGACAAGAAGACCCUCGUCAUUCUCGGAACCGGUUGGGGUGCUGUCUCCCUGUUAAAGAAACUCGAUACCGAGAACUACAACGUCGUCGUCGUCUCCCCCCGUAACUACUUCCUGUUCACUCCCCUGCUGCCCUCAUGUACCACCGGUUUGAUCGAGCACCGCUCGAUCAUGGAGCCCAUCCGCAACAUUCUCCGUCAGAAGAAGGCCACCGUCAAGUUCUUCGAAGCCGAAGCUACCAAGAUCGACUACGAGAAGCGCAUUGUUCACAUCAGUGAUGACUCUGAAAUUAAGGGUGACAUCUCUGACACUGAGGUCCCCUUCGAUAUGCUGGUCAUCGGUGUUGGUGCCGAGAACGCUACUUUUGGUAUCCCUGGUGUUCGCGAGAACUCGUGCUUCCUGAAGGAGGUCAACGAUGCUCAGAACAUCCGUAAGCGCGUCAUGGAUUGUGUCGAAACUGCUAUGUUCAAGGAUCAGACCGAAGAUGAGGUUAAGCGUCUGCUGCACAUGGUUGUCGUCGGUGGUGGCCCCACUGGUGUCGAGUUCGCCGGUGAGCUCAAGGACUUCUUCAACGAUGAUCUGAAGAAGUGGAUUCCCGAGAUUCAAGACAACUUCCACGUUACCCUGGUCGAGGCCCUGCCCAACGUUCUGCCCAUGUUCUCCAAGCAACUGAUUGACUACACCGAAUCGACCUUCAAGGAGGAAGAGAUUACCAUCCGCACCAAGACCAUGGUUAAGAAUGUCACCGACAAGUAUAUCGAGGCCCAGGUUACCAACCCUGACGGAUCCAAGUCUAUCGAGAAAAUUCCCUACGGUCUCCUGGUCUGGGCUACUGGUAACGCUGUUCGCCCUGUCAUCCGCGAUUUGAUGGGCCAGAUCCCCGCCCAGAAGGAUUCCCGCCGUGGUCUUGCUGUCAACGAGUACCUUGUCGUGAACGGUGCCGAGAACAUCUGGGCCGUUGGUGACUGUGCCAUUACCAACUAUGCUCCCACCGCUCAGGUCGCCGGUCAGGAGGGUGCUUUCCUGGCCCGCCUCUUCAACACCAUGGCUAAGACCGAUGCCAUUGAGAAGGAGCUCCAGCACCUGUCCGACACCCAGUCCCAGGCUAAGUCCAACGAUGAGCGCAACCAGAUCCUCGAUGAGAUCCGCGAGCGCCAGAAACAGCUGCGCCGCACCAAGCAGAUCGGUCCCUUCCAGUACUCCCACCAGGGUAGCUUGGCCUACAUUGGCAAGGAGCGUGCCGUUGCCGACAUCUCCUGGCUCUCCGGAAACAUUGCUAGCGGUGGUACUCUGACCUACCUCUUCUGGCGCAGUGCCUACCUGAGCAUGUGCUUCAGCUCCCGCAACCGUGUUCUGGUCGCCUUUGACUGGAUCAAGGCCCGCCUGUUCGGCCGUGACGUCUCCCGCGAGUAA